This is a messenger RNA of Schistosoma mattheei, 3457 nucleotides long. The record is from the annotation of a GenBank genome assembly. Lineage: Eukaryota; Metazoa; Platyhelminthes; Trematoda; Strigeidida; Schistosomatidae.
GCGGGUUUUUGAAUGGGUUGGUUUUGAGCUUUGAUUGGUAUAUCAUAUUGAACCUUCCACAUAGUAUAUUGGCAACCCACUGUGCAGAAGUGUUUGACAGUGUGGUUGAGAAAAAUUAAUCAGUCUGUGUUAAUUCUAUCACGAUACUAGACAUCAAUACUUUCCUUAGAUAACUAGACAUCAAGGAUAGGAUUUAAUGUAGAAAGGACAGAGCAAAAAGUCGAUUGGGACCCAAGUCGGUCACUUUGCAUGUCCUUACAAGUUCAUUUAUUUCAAGAAGGCGACUGCUAUAGCAGCCGACAUAAAUAAACAUGAACAAACGCGUAAUAUUAAAGCUGAGUAUGAUGUUUACCUGCAAAUGACGUGUUAAUGUGCUUGUGGAGUUGUUGGUGCAUUCACUUCUAAGUAGUUCUACUAAAUGCUUAUGUAAUUUACAGAUAUAGAUACAUAUAUAUGCUUAUAUGCAUUUGCUGUAUCUGAUGACUUGUCUUGGCAAUUAGUUCGAGGUUUAUAAUGGUUGAUAGCUUAGGUAAGAGUUAUGCGAUCCAAGUCAGAGCUUCCGAAUUGUUUAUUUCGCAUGUUUUUCAGACCCUAUUAUUUCUGGGUCCUAUCUUUAUUUACUGUUUAUCGAGUUAAUUAAUUUAUGUGCUUUGCAUCCUCACGUGUCACCUGUGGUGGUACUAAAAAAAUCGUAAAUAUCAAAAUUUUGUGUGGUGUUGAACUGAUACAAGGAUUCAGCUGGUCAAACUGAAUUCUUAAUCCUGAUAACAUUCCAUUCUUUUGAUCUAUCACGACCUCAAAUGGUUAGUAUGUCAAGUCUUUUUGGCGAGAUCUGUCAAUUAUUUUGUUGUCCCCCCCGACCUUCUCAUAUCGUGGCGAAAUUGGCAUUUCUACCGCCACCACCAACUUAUUCUAUCAUAUCAUCAGCGAAUGAUUCCACAUGUUGCAUUGAGUUCAAACCUGAAGCUGGCUGGCAAAUAUCCGAGGACAUAAAAUCCAAGUUAACGGUUUUCUAUACUUUGACAAAGCGUCAAUCUCGAAUUGUUUGUAUGCAUAUCCCAGCGAAUUCUGUUGUCUCACCUUCUCAAUUCUCGUCAAAUAUAUCCUCUCGUCGUGGCCUUUCUGGUCAAUCAAGAAUGAGAAGUCCUGCACUUAGUGUUAGUUGUCCAACUCUUACAGACGAAGGUCGGUUCGGAUCAGUUCAACCUAACUCACCACAUCAACCAACUUAUACGGUAUUAUUCAGUCAUGGAAACGCAGUUGAUAUUGGUCAGAUGGCUGGAUUUCUUCAGUCACUAGCAUAUCGUUUCAGUGUAAAUAUCUUAUGCUAUGAUUAUUCAGGUUAUGGGGGAAGCUCUGGUCAACGGUUAGAAGAGAAUUUAUAUGCUGAUGCUGAUGCAGUAUUGAAUGAAUUACGUGAACGAUUUAAUGUGCCGCUUAAUCGGAUUGUAUUAUAUGGACAGAGUAUUGGGACUGCUCCAACAGUUGAAUUAGCGACUAAAUAUAAAGUUGCUGGUGUAGUUCUUCAUUCACCAUUUAUGUCUGGUCUACGCGUCGUCUGUCCUGGAACAACUAGACGUUUCUGUUUUGAUCCAUUCACGAACAUUGAUAAAGUAUCUCGGAUUCUUUCACCAACAUUAAUUAUCCAUGGAACUGAUGAUGAGAUCAUUGGCAUAGAUCAUGGAAGAGAAUUGUAUUCUCGUCUUACUAAUCCUCUUGAACCAGCUUGGAUUGAAGGAGCAGGUCAUAAUGAUAUCGAAUUAUUUUCUGAAUAUGCAUCUCGUUUAGAUCGAUUUUUUAAUGAAGAUAUCAUUGAUACAGAGUAUAGUGGAAGUCCUUCAAAUAUAAUCUCUUCUGUAGAAGAAUCUCUUCAUGUUGAAGAAACCCCAGAUCUUAAUCAGAAAAUAUCAGAUCAUACGAAGUCUUUCACUAUGUUUAAGAAGAAUGGUAUUUCAAGUUCUCAGUCAUCAAAUUGUGGUAAUAUUUCUGAGGUUCCUGAUGGUGCUGCCAUGGAUACGGCGACAUCGAGUAUGUCUACAGACUCUACUUCAAGUGCAACAACUGUACAAAAACUUGAGUCCAUCACUGGUGAUGUCGCUGUAGGCAUUUAUAGUGACAAUGAGAAGAUUAACACAAACGGUGCAGUCACACAUUCAACUAACUCGUCAGAUACUUUGAACAGUAAUCCAAAUGGAAUGCCAUCUGAUUCUAGCACUACUCAAUUACUGAGUUAGAAGUUAAUUACUUGUGGUUACUGUUGUGUGAGUAUUUUGAUUUUGGAAAAACAUUUAACUUCUAUUCAUGCAAUCAGCAUGGAUAUUAAUGGAACUUGCAGUUAUCAAUAAUCUUUUGCAUUACACAUAGUAAUGAAAAUAAUAAUAAUAAUAAUGUAUUUCUAUUCUAAUGUUACAUUUCCACAAUUGUUUUCGUAAUUUCUUAUGAUUAUUACACAUAUUUACUUGUUAUUAUUAUUACUAUUAUUGUUGUUGUUGCAUUUCAACGUUUGUCUGCUGCCAAUCUAAUUGUAAAUGAAAUCAAAUAGUUGACAUUUCGUAUUAUUUUUUUUUCAAAAAUAUUUGUUUAAAUGUGUUACUGUUUUCCAUUCCUUUCAAUGAUACUUUGUUCAUGUUGUCAAGUUGUCUUUUUUUUUGUGUAUAUGUUCUGUUUGUGCAUUUCUAUGAUCUGGAAACUAAGGAAACAAUGUAAGUAUUGUUGUGUUUGGUAAUCCUACUUGUUUGUUUUAAAUGUUGACUAUAUCUGUUUGUUUGUUUGUUUUCUCUUAAAUUUACUCAUUUUUUUUUAUUAUCUCUAUAAUUAAUUUACCAUAAAUGUAAACUAAUGUUUACGUGUUAAAUUAUGCUCAAUAUGUUGUUCAUUGUCAAAUUCACUGCAUAUUUAUAUAAUGAUGAAUAAACUAAUGCGUUUAUGUGUAUUGAUGUAAUUGAUGAAUUUUAUAUGUGUAUCAUUGUUUUAUUGAACCUUAAUGACUUACACUUUUUUAUAAAUUGUAUUCUUCAUAGACUUUGAAUAGAAUGAAUUUUGAUGGUUUCUACUGUUUGUUUGAUUAUUUCAUUUGUUUGUUUGUACUUUUUUCUCUAUUGUAUGCUUCUUUUCAUUUUCUCUUCAUAUUGUCAUUUAUGUUCCAUAGUUAUGUCUAUAUGCUAUUGGUUUUAAUUUUUGUCUGAUCUUUUUUUGUUUUAGGUUAUGAAUAUGUACCAGUUUAGUUAUACUUGUUACUUAAUAUUCUAUCAUAAAUUGUAUUGUUAGUUUUAUUCUCUUUACUCUCUUGUAUGUUUAACAAGUAUACAUGUGUAGUAAUUUAUUUUAUUCUAAAUGUUUAUAAUUGAGUUUGUUCUUCUCUGUUUUUAUGUAAAUGAGUGAAGGAAGCAAUGGAGGAUCAUUACUGUUGUCAGGUUUUUAUUCUUUUUUUAAAAAAAUAAUAUACAUUUAAUCAACU